GCAUUGUCCAAGAUAUAACAGUUGGUACAAAGCGGGGAUCUGACGAGCUUUUCUCUUGUGUUACUAACGGACCCUUUAUCAUGAGCAACUCUGCUUCUGCAGCAAACGGAAAUGACAGCAAGAAAUUCAAGGGAGACAACAGAUCCGUAAGUGUUGGGUCUAGAGUGAUUCAUGUUCGACAACUUCCAGGAGAUGUUACUGAAGCUGAAGUUAUAUCUCUUGGUCUUCCAUUUGGAAAAGUGACCAACCUGUUGAUGCUAAAGGGCAAAAAUCAGGCCUUUCUGGAGAUGAAUACAGAGGAGGCUGCAAACACCAUGGUGAAUUACUUUGCUACAGUUACACCUGUGCUCAGAAGUCAGCCAAUCUAUAUCCAAUUUUCAAAUCACAAAGAACUGAAAACUGAUAACUCUCCAAAUCAAGCUCGAGCACAAGCAGCGCUGCUGGCUGUGAAUUCGGUCCAGUCUGGAAAUGUUGCACUGUCUGCCACUGCUGCUGCUGUGGAUGCUGGUAUGGCUAUAUCAGGACAGAGCCCAGUUCUCAGGAUAAUUGUGGAAAACCUUUUCUAUCCAGUUACUCUUGAUGUCUUGCAACAGAUUUUUUCCAAAUUUGGGACCGUUUUGAAGAUUAUUACUUUUACAAAGAACAAUCAGUUUCAGGCGCUUCUUCAGUAUUCUGAUCCCAUGUGUGCCCAACAUGCCAAACUGGCUCUUGAUGGGCAGAACAUUUAUAAUGCUUGCUGUACGCUGCGUAUUGACUUCUCCAAGCUCACCAGCCUCAAUGUAAAGUACAAUAAUGACAAAAGUCGGGAUUAUACCCGGCCAGACCUUCCUUCUGGGGAUGGACAGCCCUCUUUGGAUCAAACCAUUGCUGCUUUUGGAGCUCCAGGACUGAUAUCUGCAAAUCCUUAUGCAAGUGCUGGUUUUCCACCAGCUUUUGCAAUCCCACAAGGUUUUUUUGUUUGUUUUUUAGGUGUCCAUGGAGCACUUGCACCUCUUGCACUUCCAUCUGCUGCAGCAGCUGCUGCUGCCAGUAGACUUGGCAUUCCAGGAUUGGCAGUCCCUGGAAAUGCAGUUUUGCUUGUCAGCAACCUUAACCCAGAGAGAGUCACACCCCAAUGCCUCUUUAUUCUUUUCGGUGUGUAUGGUGAUGUACACAGAGUAAAAAUUCUCUUUAACAAGAAAGAGAAUGCACUUGUCCAGAUGGCUGAUGGGAACCAAGCUCAGCUAGCUAUGAGCCAUUUAAAUGGACAAAGGCUUCAUGGGAAACCACUUCGCAUCACUGUGUCUAAGCAUCAGACUGUCCAGCUACCUAGAGAGGGGCAGGAAGACCAGGGAUUAACAAAAGAUUUCACAAACUCUCCUCUCCACCGCUUUAAGAAGCCGGGCUCUAAGAACUUUCAAAAUAUCUUCCCUCCAUCUGCCACGCUUCACCUCUCCAAUAUACCGCCUUCUGUGAGCGAAGAGGAUCUAAAGCAGCUUUUCUCACACAAUGGAUGCACCGUGAAAGGCUUUAAGUUCUUCCAGAAAGAUCGGAAAAUGGCUCUUAUUCAAAUGGGGUCUGUUGAAGAGGCUAUAGAAUCUCUCAUUGAACUUCACAACCAUGAUAUGGGAGAGAGCCAUCACCUGAGAGUUUCCUUCUCAAAGUCCACCAUCUGA
Messenger RNA from Staurois parvus, 1655 nucleotides. The record is from the annotation of a GenBank genome assembly. Lineage: Eukaryota; Metazoa; Chordata; Amphibia; Anura; Ranidae.